UCUCAGACAGGGCGCCCCAGUACACCGUCCCGACGCCUAAACGACGCUUUGAGGUUAUUUGAAUCGCAAUUUUCGAGCAAAAACCGCGAAAAAUUCGAAUGUUCGCGCGCUUUUCAAAAUCGCGCAACUAGUUUUAGUUUAACCCUGACGAUGGUAUAGACGCCGCCAAAACGUCGGAUUUUCUGUUGUUGUGGUUGUUUUUUUUAAUAUAAAAAUACGUGAAAUAUUUUUGAUUUUGUUUAAAGUAUCGACAGAAAAUGAUUAAGUUUGUUAAAGGUGAACCCAAUCCAAACAAUUAUCCCCCCAGAUUCCGAGACUAUGGCUCACAAUGUGUGACCUUUGCCGAAAACACAAACGCUAUCCUCAAAGCUGAACUCUACGAGUUGGGCAAAAAUACCGAAAUUUCCUGGUCCAAAGAUGGUGCUCCCAUGGUUCCUGACCGUCGAAGAAGACUCCACAUCAGUGGCAACACUGUCCAACUGGCCUUGGACAGUGUCCAGAAAAACGAUGCUGGAAUAUAUAGAAUAACGGCUACGUCAUCGGCAGGAACCGCAUCCCGAGACCUCGAGCUGCGCGUUAGCCAGGGAUCAGACGUCGACGCAGAAGACGAACCUCCUGCUUUCCUGAGAAGACUGAACGACCUAUCGGUGAAAGUUGGCACUAGGACGCGAUUUCUAGUGGAGAUUCGAAGCAACUCUGAAAUAGCGAUAAAAUGGUUGAAAAACGACGAAACACUAACAGAAAAUGAACGAUACCGUUUUGUGAACGAGGGUGGAUUUUACUGCGUAGAUGUCGCGCCUGUCACCACCGACGACUCAGGAAGAUGGUCCUGUCAUGCCAGAAACGCCGUUGGGACAGUCUCGUCCAACUGCCAUCUCAACGUUCUGGUGCCCAAAACCUACAAAGCUCCCGAAUUCAUCGACGAUCUAAAAGCAAUCCUAACCGAUCAAGGAACAGUAGCAUUAGAAUGCAAAGUUGUUGGAGUACCCACACCUCUAUUACGUUGGUUCAAAGAUGGCAAAGAGAUUCGUCCUGGAGACGUUUUUGCCCUGACAGUGGACCCCAACCAAGACCCUACGUCACUGGGCACGUACGUUUGCGAGGCAACCAACUGCAUGGGCACGGCCACGUCAUCUUCCAGAGUGCACGUGGUGGACCGAGCAACUGGAGAGGGAAAAACGAGACUAUCUGGAAGUCCAAUUCCCACUGGACCUCCGCCGAUAUAUUCAAGCGAUUUAAAAGACGAAGAAAUCAAAAUAGGAGACCCCUUACUACUAACUUGUCAAGUGUCUGUACCACCAUGGCCAAAAUACAUAACCUGGUAUAAUUCUCAAGGAAAAAUUGAUGAUCGGUCACCAAAUUCCAGGUACAAAUCGAUGGCCGACGGAUUAGGCGGGUACAUGAUAGAAGUACGACCAACGGAAGCUGAAGACCAAGGAGAAUGGAAGGUGGUAGCAACCAGCCAAGAAGGAGUAAUCUCAAUCAGUACCUGUGACGUCAAAAUGAUCAUACCAAAACACUUUAAGAAACCCAGGUUCUUGGACACAUUAAAAGCAAUACUGACUGAAGAAGGCUUGGUGUCAUUCGAAUGUAAAGUUGUGGGUUCACCCACUCCGUUGCUGAGGUGGUUCAAAGAUGGACAAGAAUUAAAGCCAGGAGAUGUGUAUCAAUUAACCGGAACCAAUUCUUUAGGUUCCUAUUGCUGUAUAGCGAAAAACUGUAUGGGCGAAGCCCGUAGUUCAGCUGAACUGACAGUGGAAGACAUCGAAAGUCAACUAAGUGACGAAGAAAGAGCUCAGCUGAUCUCAGCUAGUCAAGCCCCUAAAUUCUUACAAGGACUAAAAAGUGGAGAAGCCAAAAUUAACGAACCUUACAGGUUUACUGUUAAUGUGAGUGCCACUACACCAGUGUCUUCUAUAACUUGGUACCGCGACGAUCAACCGGUUGAUGCCGAGCCCGAAAAGUACUUUGUUAAUAGAGAGUACUUGGGUGUAUGUCAUUUGGAGAUUGCCCAGUUGGAAUUCAACGAUCAGGCUGAAUGGAAGUGCGUGGCCACAAAUGAGUUUGGUCAUUCUGUCACCUCUUGCUUUUUGAGAUUGGUCAUUCCGAAGCAUUUCAAGAAACCAAAGUUUUUGGAAUGUCUUCGUGCUGUACUCUCAGAGGAGGGAGCUGUCAAUUUAGAAUGUAAAGUCAUCGGUAUACCUCAGCCUGUCCUAAAAUGGUACAAAGACGGUGUUGAAUUGAAACCGGGAGACAUUCAUAGAAUAACAUCUGGGGAGGAUGGAACAUGCUGUCUAGGAACAUACACUUGUGAAGCUAGAAACUGUAUGGGAGUUGUAGCUAGCUCGGCCUCUCUUCUGGGCUACGAAGAUCAAAAAACCAGGCAACAACAGAGAAUAGAACUGGAAAGGCAAUCGUCUCUGUCGACUAUACACGAGGAAAGAACCUCGCAGAUGUAUGACACAGCUGGAGACCAGUCUCUGACCUUGGGAACUGGCGAAGUGUCAUUUUCGUUUGACGGCAAAGAAGUGUCAGUGUCUUUGUACGAAACUCCCGAUCUUACUGAGGAAGAAGCUCUGCAGAUCGUCGAAAUGUAUGCUGAGCAACUGUCAGAACAUGUUUCAGAGCACAGUAUUGUCGAGUUACCUCCUCUUCGCUUCGUCAAAGAAUCAUCUACCUCCGGAAACCUCCUCAUGGAAGCAGUCUUAGUCGAUGUAUCAGAUGACUACUUCCUCACAGCUGACGAAGACCUGCGCACAGAAGCAGACGUUGAAGAUAUCUAUUCCCUCACAGACGAAGCAGGACAUCCCCUAUCUUCAAUUACUUCAGAAAAAUUGAAGAUCGACCUGACCUCUAGCAGUGGCGAUGCACCAAGAAGGCCACCGAGGAAGUCUGACUCGCAGAAAUCCAAUAGUAACAAUACAUUCUACAGCUUGUCCAAGAAUAUUUCCUUGGAUUCGAAUAACGAAAGUUUGGCUGGGGCUGCAGAGUUGGAUAGUGAAAGUUAUGGAGAGUUUGAAAGUGCUAUAAGCUCGGAGAAACAGCAAAAACAAGAGGACAGAGCUUUCCAGGUGGCAGCUAUUACUGAAACUUCUAGUUUACCAGACGAGGACGAUCUCCAAGAUGAAGCCAGAAGACCUCUCACACCGAGAACCAGUCACGAGAUAGGUUCUGAUCUCAGAGUUAAUAUUAGCGAGAGCCAAGAACUAAAAACUAGAAGAAGAAGGAUGUCUCAAAGUUCUGAUGAAAUGCCUCGAAGAGGUUCUCUAAGACAGACUGCCAGUGUUGACCUUCCUAGCGUCCAGAGAGACAUCCAAGGAGAGGAAGGAGACGGUUUGGUAAUGAACCAAGAAAAACGGGAAGCAAAGGAAAAAGAACUCAAACAAGAAGAGUCAAGAGUAGUGGUAGAAUUAAAGCAGACCUUGAAUGAGCUUCAGGAAAAACUUUUGUCAGUUCAAGAAGAAGUUUUAGUGCAAUCUGCUCUUAAAGCCACAUCAGCUGCAGCAGAUAGGAGCUUGGAUGUAUUAAAAAGCAUCUCGCAGCCUAUCAAAGACAUUCAAACUGUGUUUGAAAGUCUGGAACAAAAAGAAGGCAUUGAGAUUAUUGCUCCAUCAGAAAUUUCUAUAGUGGAGUUACUGGCUCCUCCAAUUUUUGAUCUGCAGAAAAGUUUGGGAAUUGUGGAAAAAUGCGUUGCCAUGAAAGGAAGAGAACACACACUGAUCCAGAGAACUUGCAAUAAUAUUGUAGAAAACACUUGUGGCUAUUUGAGAAAAACUUUAGACGAUGUAGAAAAAAUUACUUUAUUAGAAAAAGAACUGGACAGAACAAAAGCUACUGGUAGAGUUACGCCUUCAAAAAUUACUCAAGAAGUGUGCAUCACAGUUAAAGAAAUUAGGAACGAAUUGACCAAAUCCGAAUUAGUUCUCAGAGAAGGCAAAUAUGGUCAAAAAGAACCGGUUUCGAGUGGUUCGGAACCCUCUUCUGCAGCAAAGGACGCAGAUAUUUUGACAAAAUUCCUUACACCAACUUUACAAAUUAAAGAAAACUUGGAAAGCCUGGAAAGAACAGUUGCUUAUGGAGACCCAGACCAGAUGUAUCCAAACCUUUGCGAAGCUAUUUUGGAAAAACUAUCCGAACCAAUUAAAAUGCUUGUGAAGGAAGCAAAGGUGGCAGAGAAACAAGCCAUACGAUACGCUGGUGAAAAAUCUGUCGCCCAAGAAUUGCGAUUGGCCAUUUUGGACAAAAUAACGCCCUCAGUUACCGAACUAUCUCGUGGUCUAAACGUCAUAAAAAAUCAGGAGCCUGGAGAUAGACAUUCUGGUAUGAUCAGUAUGAAUGUUCUGGAAACUUUUGCUGGAUCUAUCGACGACAUUAUGAAUUCUCUUACAAGAAUUGGAGCAAAUGUCGAAGGUGAAGGGCUCAGUAGUCCCGUUUCAGAACCACGCGAGGAAGUUUUUAGAGAAGUGUUCGAGCAAGUUAGUGAAAUAGUGUACACUGACACAAAUCAGUCUGUCACUGAUUUGCUAUGUAACAUCGAGGCUGCUCAGAGAAAUAUACCCAACACUAUAAUAUUAGAAGGUUUAAGACAACUCUCUUCUCUACAAAAAGAUUUGGCAACUACCGUAACCAAGGUAGGAGAAAACAGAAAUGAAACCAGUAUCUCAGCUUUAGAAAACAUAGGUCAAAGCAUCAACCUUCUCAAUAAUUUCGUCAUAGAUUUGACUCCUUCCAGCAUGGGCAGUGUUCUAGAAGAAUGCGGUGUUGUCCUAAGUAUUCUGGAAGACAGUGUCUUAGCUACUGACUUGUCAUCUCAACCCAGUGACAUAAAAGACGAAUUUUCUAAUUUAAAAGACCGAGUCAAAGAAGUCAGAUUAAAUAUUAUUGAACUUAGUGAACAAGUUGAUGAACCUAGACAAACCAGUGAUGAUCAAAUGGCUGUCGGUGAUAAUGUAGUGGUAGUUUUGGAAGAAACAUCAGUUACAGUAGUGCCAGAAGCAUUAUUGGAGGAUACGAAAUCUACUUUGGACCAAUUACAAGAUUUAGCUUCUGUACCAAGUGCAAGAAUGGUACUGGAACCUCUUCUGCCUCAUGCUGUAGCUUUGUAUGAAAUCAGCAAUGACACGUUACUGAGGAAACAAAAAGACCAGUUGUCAGAGGAAGACAGACAACGCCUGCAAAAUUGUGUGGUGCCUUUAGAAUUGAUAGAAGAUCGAAUUAUUGAAGCUCUUGACUUUGUCAUGUUAACUCCGGGAACUCCACAAAGAAGUGAACUGAAGAAUCUUUUAGAACAUUUGCAAUACAACGUUGCCGUAAUGCAUCAACAGGUUUUGGACGAAACCCAUUUGGCAGAAAGAAGAGAUUCAGUACCUAUUAUCGAGGAAAUCAAAAAAUCUGUCAUUGUUCUUCAAAAUCUCCCAAUUAUGUCUGAAAUUUCUGGAGACGAAGCAGUAUCACCAGAAAUUGUUAAAGAAAUCGUCGAAUGCGUUUCUGCCCUUGAACACAACCUGGCAACACUGUACGAAGUUGUUAUGGUCGAAGGAAUGGACCAGAUGCCUCCAAACUUACUACAGGUCGCUUCUGAAGUCACUCAGAGCAUAGAACAAUUCAAAACCAGCAGCGGGCUUUUCGAACAACGAGAUCAACCGGUUUACACUUUAGAAGACAUCGUCAACGUUCGUAAACUCGCCGAACCUCUGAGCAAACUCAGCACUACAAUAGACAGCGUACAAGAAGCUGACGAACUCAGAAGGGAAGCUUUUGUUUCUGUGCUUGAGCCUCUGAUCCAAAUAGCCGAAAUCUUAGAGCACAUUUCUGAAGAUUUGAAGAUCAAACUCUUUACCUUACAUUCGCCUUUGCAAAGUGCCAUAGAGAUAAUAACUUUAGAACAACAUAACUUUGAUAUAGAGCAAGAAGACUUGGUUCAACUGAAGAAUAUAGGCAACGCCAUGAAGUGUUUGGUUCAAUGUAUCUUGAACAAAAACGUCAGUAACUUUGAGCCGAUAGCUCUUGAACUAGCCGAGAAAAACACUUCUUUGAUUGAAAUUUUGGACACAAUUGAUUCACCAAGCUUAAGAUUGAUCGUAUUUUCCCUUCGAGAAUUUGCUGACUCUGUAAGCCAAGUCAGCACUCAAUUUGAACAAACCACAAGAGCUGAUGAAGAAGACAAACCCAGAAGCGUACUACACCAAGAGGAUGUAAUAACGGAAGAAGAGCAUUGCUUCAAAAGCGCAGAACUUCUCAAAGAUACGGUUUUCAGAUUACAAGAAGCCAAAGACUUGCCUGAUCAAGAGAUCCUACUAAUCGACAUAAUAGAAAUAUUGAAAGCAUUAGAGCGUCUUGAUUCUGAGCUUCAGGAAGAUCAAAUUCAGUUAAUAGAUGCUACACUCGAUACUUUAAACAAUGCUGCUCAAGCAGUUAUUGAAAAUAACCGUCCCGAUGGUCAAGGAGUGUCAAAUCAAGAUUUUGAACGUAUAUUUUGCAGUUUGGACGAUAUAAUAGCUUCAAAACUUGUCCAGAGACUUAUAGUACCCGUUCAGAGAGCUACUGCUACUUUAUCCAAAAUUGUUUCGGAGCUUCUGAUGCGAAAAGAUGUCACUGAACAAAUUCAGAAUCUAAUUGAAACUUUAAAAAUUAAUAUAAAUGAAAAAGAAGGUUCUAAUAAAGUUAUUAAAGAUGCAGUAUUUAAUUUCCUGGAUAAGUUCAGUAAAACUGACUUUGAAAGGCUUUCUUUAGAUUAUUCAAGAAUUUAUCUGAACAUUCUCGAAGCAGUUUUGGAUCUUCUUAAUAAUGAAACGUUAGAAGAAAAAGAAAUAUGUAUGGAGAAACUAAGAUGUGUAAUAAGGUCUCUUCCUAUUAAUUUAAGAGAACCACUUGAAGAGUCAGUUGAAGAAUUAGGAAGGUUCGUACGUAAACAGUUCUCUACUGUUCCAAGUAUCCCAAUAGUACACCAGAUAUUAGAGGAUAUUGUAAAGUUAGAAUCUUCCACAUCAAAUCCCUUGGUGACGAGCAUACAUAACCUAGUUCAAAGUAUUGAAGAAACUACCCUAGAAAGCUCUGAUGUAGUUAAAAUUAAUGAAAUUCUCGAUACAGUUUUUAAAGUGACUCAAUCUCUUACUGAAGAAAUUGUUGGUGAUUCUGAAAUAAAAGAAACUCUGGAAAAUACUAAAAUAAUUUUGGAAAAAACUUCAUUUUCUCCAGAAAUACACCCCCAAGUAUUAGUGAAUGUACAGGCGUUAUCUUCAGCUGUUUUAGAUGCUUUAGAACCUAAAAAAACUGUUACCGUGUCUAGAGAUAACUUAGAAAAAUCUAUUGAGUUACUUAAAAAUACCGACGUUCAAAAUCCCUUAUUCGAAGAGUUAGAAAAUUUAAAUCAAUGGUUAGGUGCACGAAGAUUCAGUCAAGUCGAGGAAAAAACUAUAAUUGAGAAUUUUUUGAGCAGCUUACAAGGUGCAUUAGAAUCAACACUUGAUGAAACUAAUUUAAGUAGAGUGGAACCGUUAAUUUCCUUUUUAGAAAUACAUAAAAUGUCUUUAGGACAAAUACCUGAAAUUCUACCGAUUAUUGAAGCCCUUUGGCCAGUACUAAUAGACUAUUGCGAAGGGCAUGUUAAAAGAAACUCUCUUCAAAAGUUAGAAACAUCACUGGAAGAAUUUUACAUGCCUUCUAAUAGAGAAAAUUUAAAGAAAAAUAAAGAGGUUUUGGUUGAAAACGUUGGUGUUUCAGUUUUAAAAGUUAAGGAAGUUAUUAAAAAUAUUUCUGUGAAAGAUUUAAAGAAAGAUGAAUGUUCCUUUGUACUAAAUGCUCAAAAAGUAUUUGUAGAAUUAAAAGACUAUAUUGAAAAUGAUGCAAAGAGUACGCAGUCUGUAUUGGAGCACGUUGAAGAGUUUGUAAUACUUAAUAAAGGUGAACAUGAAACAGACGUCACAAAUCAAGUGAACUUACUCAUAAAUGAAGUUUAUAAAAAUAUUACAGAUAUCAGACAGCUUGAACGCGAACAAUACGAGUUGAAAUUAAACAAUAUACAAGAAGUUUCUAAUUCUUUGCAAAAUAUUGCUAGAAACCUUGCAUCUAUCAGAUAUAAAAACGUAGAUAAAGCACACGUCAUGAUACUACAAAAAUCUCUCUACCCUUUGCAAACAUCUGUUAAUGAUUUGAUAGAAGCUGACCUUACUAGCGAUGAUCUGAAGUUACUCGAGAACAUCAGUAAUAUUUUUGAAAAAAUAAACAACUCUAUUAAAACUAAAGUAGAUGUCAAAGAGUCUAGUGGACCUCAAAAGGAAGAAGUUAUUAAUUUAAUAGAAGAAUUAAAUGGUGUUGUUAAAAAUAUUAACGAAAAUUCUUCUAUUAAAAAUAUAACAAGUCUGCUGAGUACCCUAAUUGAAGAAUUGCCUUUAUUGGUUGAAGAACUUGAUACAGGAUAUGGAGAAGAAUUAAAAACCGAAAUAGCAAGUGGUAGCUUAAAUGAAUCAAUUAAUUUAGCUAAAAGUAUUUUGGAGUCGCCAGUAGAAAAUGAAGAAACUGAUAAUCUUAUAAUUACUUCUAUUGAAAAAGUUAAAGCAGAUGUUGUUACAUACGAAAAAGACUGUGAAAAAUACUUAAUUAAUGAAGAAAAAGAAAUUUUACAGGAUUCUAAAAGCUUACUAGAAAAUGUUUCUGAAGGUUGUGCUAGUAAAGAAAACCUUACUGCCUUAACACAACCAAAAAUAGUUAUUUUAGAAGAAAAACUUGAAGGCAAACAAAAUGCUGUUGUGAGCGUUUCAAGAAAUAUUCUAGAGAUUUGUAGAAGGGUUGCGAAAUAUUUUGACAAAAAUAAACAGCAAGGAAAAGUUAAAAAAUCAAAGGAAUCAGAGAAAUUAGAUAUAGAAUCUACUGCAGUUGUAGAUUCUGUUAAAGAUAAAAAAGAAAGUGAAGAGGAGAGACUAAAAUCUGAAAAAUUCUCUACUGAGUUACUUGAGGAUAUUGAAAAACCAGCUGAUGUAAGUAUUUCUGAAGCAUCAGUAUUAGCUGAAGCUGUUGAAAAGGAUGUAAGAUUACAUGAAAUUUCCCAGACUGAACAGAUUAUUGAAGAAAAAUCAACAGUUCAGGAAUUACAGGGCACAGCAUCUGAUACUACAGCGCUGAAAGAGGAAGAAAUAGAUUUACAUGAUACCGAAAAGCCAAUACCAAUAACUAAAGAAGUGGUACAAGAAGAAAAAGAUACAGAAAUUGCUGUUGUACAACCAGAAGUAAAAUUAGAAUCAUCUGAAUAUGUUGUAAAACAAGAAUUGCAAAAGACUGAAGAACUUCCUAUAGAUCUAACCGAACCAGACACUAUUCCAGCUGAAAUAAUAUCCAAGGAAGAAAUAUCACCUUCAGAUGAAAGAAUUGAUUUAAAAGAGCCUGCAAAAACCAAAAAUGAAUUAGUAGAAAUUACAGCAUCUACUUCAGCAGAUGACACGACCUUUAAAGAAUUUGAUAGUGAAUUGAUAAUUCAAAUUGAGAAAGAUCAGAAUAUUGAAGCUGAAAAAAUAGAGCCUGAAGUUAUAAAACCAGAAGAACCUGUUUUAGAUAUUGAACGUGAUGUAAUAAAGACUGAAGAAUCUAAAAUAGAAUUAAUAGAAGAUAUUGCAACUACUUCAGGAGAAGAUAAAAAGCCUGAACAUGAUGUGGAUGUUAAACCUGAGGUUAUAAAAGAAGAUAAAGCUGUAUUAUUAACUUUAGAGAACUUAAAGUCUGCGAUAGUUCUCAUGGAAAAUCAGCCAAUGUCAGAAGAAAAGCGAUCAGCAGUACAGGAAUUACAAAAAUCCAUAUCUGCAAAUACUGAAGACUUAAAUAAAUACUUGAAAACAAUUAAUGUAGAUAACUUAACACCCCAGGAACAAAGUGCCUUGGUAGUUACCGAGGAAACGCUCACUGAAAUCAACAAUUUAAUUGUUGAAGAAAAGGGUGCUUCAACAAACGUAGAAGAUCAACCACACGCCUCGAUUGAAAGUGCAAAGAAAAUGAUCGAAGACCUUAGACUUGCAGUUGUGGCAACUCCGAAAGAUUCUCCAAUAAAGGAAUCGCUAGAACCUUUAGAACAAACCCUAAAAAAUGUCGUCAAUCUUAUGGAAACUCUAGAUACGGAAAAAGAUUUUCAACAAAAGCUUGGUUCAUCUAUUAACACAAUUAAAGAAAACGUUAGUAAAUUGAAAUCUGUAAAACUAUCAAAAUCUAAACUAGAUAUUCUAAAUACUAUUGACAAUGUUUGCAGUAAGUUUUCUGAGUCUCUUGCUAAUCUUAAAGUGGAGGUCGAUAUAGAACAAACCUCGAUCAAUAUAGCCAACGAAUGUUUGGUUAUUACGAACGAAUACUUGGAAAUAUUUUCUCAAAGACCAGCAAGUAGAAGCCCGUCAAAAAGUAUCUCUGAAAGCACGCAAGAAUUUAAAAUUGCCAUUCAAAGCGUUCCUAAAGACUCUAACGUAACAAUUCUAAGAGAAUUUAUAGAAACUUUAGCAGAGAGUGUUUUGAAUUUGCUCAAACCUGAAGCUUCAUCUCCUGUACCUCCUUGUAAACCACUUCAAUUUUUGAGAAACUCUUUGCAAAACCUUCAAGAGUCUCUCUCAGUUUUUGAUCCAGUUGCUGAAAAUAAAAAUAGGAAAAUACUCACCAGCGAGAUGCAGAGACCUGUAACAACGUUACAGUUUAUUGCUAGCACUAUUUUAGAAGACAAAAAAGACAAACUAGGACCUGACGAUAUAAAUAUCUUGAAAAAUACUAACGAGGUUGUUCAUAAGUUGUUGCAAAUAGCUGAAGAGCUUGAGUACAAACCAACCAGUGAGCAGAUACUUAUAUUGGAUGACACGAGAGACAGUUUAAAAAAUAUUCUGGCUUGUAUUAACCAAGAAUCUCAGAUAAAAGACUUUUUGGAUCCACUUCAAGACAUUUUUAAAAGCAUAGAAAAGGCUUUAGAAAGAACGUUGUAUACUGAUCAAGAAGAAAGAGCUAAAAAAGAACAUGCAUUAACUGAAUUAAGCAAAUCUUUACAGAUGUUGGGAAGUAAGAUUUGUGAUGUUGCCACUUACGAUCAAGAACUACAAAAAAUAGUGACUAAAGAUAUGGAAAAACCUUUGAAAGCUAUUGUCGAAUCUAUUUCAGCUGCUGCAACUGAGUCAGUUACUAACCAAGAAAUUGAACCUUUACAAAAGUUGACUGAAUCAAUUAAGAAUGUUACUGAAAAUCUUAAUGAUAAUUUAAGUGAAAAUCUUCAAGCUUUACAAGAAAACAUAGCAGAUAUAAUUUCAUUUAAUGAACAAGCUCGAGACCUUAAAGCCCCAGACGUUCAACCAACUUUUGUUGAAUCCAUCAACGAUUUGCUUGAUGAGUUACAACAGUCAGUUGACUUAACGCAUUUGGUUGUUGAAGAAUCUACCUCUUCUGUAGAAGAUAUCCCUUGUUUAAAGAGCUUUAAAGAACGCCUGAACAAUUUUUUGAAAUUUGUAGUAGCUGCCAAACAUGUAUCUGAGGGAAACAUGAAUUUGCUUGAAAGAUUUAUAAGUCCUUUGGAAGAUUUACAAAUUUCUCUGAACAGUUGUACUGGCAUUGAAAUGCGUGAAGAAGAGAUUGCGUUAUUGGAUGAUAUUAGAAAGUGUUUAGAACGAAUUAGCGAGCAUAAAAAAACUGCAGAAAAUUUACAAAACUUGGAUAUAAAGGAUUUCUCUGAAGAAAUUGACUUACUUCAAAAUAAACUGAUUACUGUAUGUAUGAAGGCUGUUUAUGUUCCAAAUAAGGAGAAAUCCGUCAUGCAGAAGUUGUUAGGUCCUUUAGAAAAUAUUUCGAAGGCUAUUAUAGUCAUGCAAAGAGAACUAACACAGCGCACUGUUUUAAAGAAUGCUUUAGAUCGAUUUGGAAGAUUAGGAACAGUACUACAGCAGAAAGUCGACAUUAAUAAAGAAGCAGAAUAUAAAGUUCUUGCUGGUAACAUCAAGGAACCCUUGAAAAACUUAUCAAAGGCAUUUUCUAGUCAAAGAAAUCCCGAAAAUGUACCACAAGUUAUAGAAAAGUCAAGACUAGAAUUAGAAGGUCUCCUGAAUGCUGUAAAACGAUCAAAUACAGAGAUUGAAAAUUAUAGAAAUGAAAGUUUAGUUUCGUUAAAGAAUGUAGAAACAUCUUUGGAAAAUUUACUAAACUUACCAUUAGAAGAUGUUAAUAUGAAUAAUUUAAAUAAAAUUUUGAAUGCGAUUGAUGAGUUGAACAAGAAAAUUACAUCGGAAGAAGUAAUAACACCAAAAAAACAACCUAGCGCUAUAAAAGAGUCAAUUGAUAUAGCUAAGGUUAAUUUAAAAUCACUCGAAACUGCUAUUGUUGAAGUACAACCCGAAGCAACUAAAGCAGCAAUAUCAGUUCUAGAAUUACGAGAACCUAUCAAAGAGUUAGAACAAGAAAUCACCGAAAUUAUAGAAGAAAAAACUCCAGAAAGCGAAGUUAUAACUCCCGAACUUGUAGAACUGAUGCAAUCAUCUUUAGAAAAAUUAUCCAAAGUAAUUUUAUCAGUAGAAACCACUUUACACAAACCAAUAAUCAGCGAAGUUGACAAAGGACAAUUGAAGCAAGCUAUUCAAGGAUUUAAGGAGAUCAUCAAAAUUGUUGAGUGUAAAGAGAACUUGCCAACAUCCCUCAAGAUAUUAGAACCUGUAAAGAAACUUACAGCUAAAAUUGAGGAGAUGCAAAAAGAGCUAGAUGGUGAAGAGCGUCAAGAAAUUGUUUCUAAGAAGCCAGAAGAGGUAACUGUAACAAGUUCAGAUGAGGUAGUGAAAGAUUUAACUGUUAUAAAAGACAGUCAAAUUGAGACAUCUAAACUUUGUGGAUUAAUUAAAGAAGUAUGUCCUCCAGGAACUAGUUUAGAGCCUUACUUGGAGCUUCUGGAGCCACUGGAUUAUUUACAAGACUGCGAACAAAAUUUGUCAAAUUUGUUAUCAAACAAUAUGGUUGAAGAACUUCAAGACAGUGAUAAAGAUAUUUUGAGAAAAACUACAGACGAAAUUAAAGUUAUAUUUCAAAUAUUUGACGCUCUUGAAGAUAUAAAUGAAGCCUCUUCAAAGGAAAUACUAAGUAGUGAAUUAACAAAAUUUAAGAAUAUUUCAGAAAAUAUAAUUUCAUCAAAAAGUUCAGCAUUAGAAUACAUCCAAGAACCUCUAAAAUUGCUUGUUUUGAAAAUUGAUUAUAUUAACAAGCAGUUUAUGCCUAAAGAAUCAUUUGUAAUCGAGUCUGUAGGGAAAUUAUCUGAAGAAUUAAAAACUCUUUAUGGAAAAAUUGAGGAGAUUUUACACGAAGUUAAACAAGGACAGCUUUCUUUCACUGAAUUUAAUGCUGCAACUGAAGAAUUAACUCAAAUUUUAACUCAACCAAAGGUUCUUGAAGAUUUAGCUAAUUACGAAACUGGAAUUGUUAAAGUAGUUCAAGAAUUACAGAAAUUAAAUUCAAUAUUUGUUUCAUCGAGCACAGAACCUGAUAAACCAAAGGUUCAAAAAUUGACACAACCUGAACUCCAGCAAGCUCUAGCUGCAGUAAAAGAGACUCUUAUGGUCCUAGAACAGACCAGUCCAAAGUUAGAGCAUUUCGAUGUCAUUGAACAACCAAUAAAGGUAUUAGUAUCCUUAUUAGAACAGCCUAGUUUAGAGGAAGUUCCUUCAGAUUCAGUUAGUCUAUUAGCAGAACCAGUCGUAACGUUGUCCAGCGAAGUGCAAGCUUUAAAACAGAGCAUCCAAGAUAUAAAAUUACCACCUGAAUCUGGUAUUCUCUCGGUCUUGGAAAUAGCUGAUGCAGUUAAUAAUCUGCAAGAAUCAUUAGAACAAGCAAGUGCUAUCACGGAGACUUCUAGUGAAGCUUUAGAGGUUGUAUCACAAUUGAAAACGCCUUUAGAGAAGGUAUCACUGGAAUUAAAGGAAGUAAUACAUCAGAUAAAUACAUCUAAAAUAGUAGAUAUUAAACAACCUGAGCUACAGCAAGCUAUUGUAAGCUUAAAACAAGCAGUUGAUAAUGUUUCAAGCGGUCCUUUUGAAUCUAAGACUCUGAAAAUUAUUGAUAUACCUUUGAAUGUUUUGAAAGCAACCUUGUCUAAUAUUGAAACUGUGAUGGAAAGUAAAGAAACAACUACAGAAGGUAGAGCUGAAAUCGUAGAUAUUUCUAAAGCAGAUGAAGAAAGUUUACCAAUAGAGGAAGCUGUUCAAGAAAUUCCAAAAGAACAAGAAGAACUAGUAAAGAAAGAAGAAAAAAUAGGAGAAAGUGAACCUGAAGAUGUACUGGAAGCGGAGAAAGGCACAAAAACUGCUAAAUCCAUUAUAUUUGAGACGCAAGAAGAAACUCAAAACUUAGAAGAAGAAUCUGUUAAUGUGCAAAUCGCAGCCAAGCAAAAAGAGUCUGACAAAUCAAAUGAAGAAAAAGUUAAGAAAGAAGAGUUACAAGAAACAACUACUGAAAAGAAAGUUCAAAAGAGCAAACAGAUAUUAGGAAUUGUAGCUGAAUUAAGCAAGAAAUUAAAUAUUGAAGCUAUUAUUCUAGGUCAACCUUCCACCAAAGAGUCUUCUGAAGAAAAUGUAAAGAUAGCCAAAGAAAUCAGUGACAGUAUUACGGUUUUGAACACUGCUGUAAAUGACGUUAUUGAAAGUUCCGAGAUAUCUGAAAUAGAAGAAGUGGAGCUUGAUAAGAUUGCGACUCUGGUGGAACCCUUAGAAAAACUGUCUUUAGUAUUAACGCAAAGCUAUGAAGAAGUUUCUAAACCUGAAGUAUUAGAACUUAAAAUACCUGAAGCUCAACAAGCUCUAGAAUCAUUGAUAGAGACUGUCGAUACAGUAGGUUCAGUUCAGUACAAGUCUAAUAUUCUUAAUAAUUUUAAAGACAGCCUCAAAAUAUUUUCUUCCACACUUACCAAUACUAGAGAUCAUUUAUCUAGAGCUGCAACUAUUUCACAACAAAGUGACAUAUCUGUACCACCUCAAGUCCUACCUGAACCAGUAGAACAAUUAUGCAAAGAAAUACAGUUACUAAAAGAUACUGUUACAGAUAUUCCUGCUCAACAGGCUCUGAGUCGAUUAAAGGAACCCAUUGAAACAUUCCAAACUGCUUUGCAAGAAGAAGGUUCACAGUUUGAGAGUCUUGAACAAAUUGAGAAUAUUGGAACUCUCGUUACACCUUUACAAAAAUUAUGUGCUAUUACAGUAGAAAAUAAAGAGCAGCUUUCCAAGUGUAAAACUGAAAAAGUACCAAACAGAGAACUAUUGCAAGGUAUUUUAGCUUUCAAGACAGUUAUAGAUAAAAUUGAAUACAUUCCAGAAGCAGGCGGUUUUGCAAAAACUAUUCCAGCUUUACAAGCCUUGUCGGGAACUCUUGGUGAAAUAAUAUCUGACAUUGAAAAUAAAAUAGUUGCCGAGAAACGUUCUCUUAAGAUGAUACAACAGGAAGUAAAUAUAUUAAAGCAGGUGUUCCAUGAGUUUCAACAUACUCCAGAAAAAGGUGAGAAGGGAUUAACAGAAGUAGAAGCUUCAGUGAAUGCUCUAAAUGUUACUUUCGAAAAAUUACUAAAUUCGGAAACAACAAAAGAAGAGGAAGAAUCUAUUGCUAAUUUAAUCGAUCCACUUCAGAAAUUAUCCGCUGUUAUAGUUACUCAAAUGGCAGAGACUGUAACAUCUAAGCCAGUUGAACUUGAUACAGCAGAAGUAAAAGAAUCAGUUAUAGCUUUGAAACAGGCUUUAGAUAACGUUGUAGAAAGUCAUCCGAAAUCAAAAAUUAUAACUGAGGUUACCAAUCCUUUACAGGCUUUAUGUGCGACACUAUCAUUAACUGAUAAAGAGAAGGAAAUGAAAGAAGAAUCUAUAAAAUUAAUGUUUAACGAAUUAUCUGCCUUAAAACAAACUAUUCAGGAGUUAAACUCUGCUCCAUGCAAAGGAGUUAUAUCACUGUCUCCAAUAGAAAGUUCAAUUGAUACUCUGCAAACAAAUUUUGGGGAAAUUUCAGAAUUGAUAGAAAAUUUAUCUCAAGAGAACCUAGAAACUGUCACACGAAUCACAAAUCCUCUACAAAAAUUAUCUUCCAUUUUAAUAUCUUAUAAAGAAGAAAGCUUGAAACCAGAAAUAUCAGAAACUUAUAAAACUGACAUGAAACAAGCUAUAAGUUCGGUAAAGGAAGAAAUACAGGUAUGCGUUCAAGACAUUAGAGAAAACACAUCACUCGUUACUAUCUCAGAACCGCUAAAGGAACUGCUCGCUUCUCUUUCACAAGCUGAAGAACAGGUUACAGAAGAAAUAGGUCAAAUUAAGAGUCAACUAUCUGGAGGUGAAGAGGUUAAUAAAAAGAUAACUGAAGUUUCAGAACAAGUAGAAGUUUUAGAAGAGAAAUCUGCAGAGGUUGAUGAAAAGCCUCAAAUAGAAGAAGAAUUAUUAGAAACUGCCAAGCCUACAGAAGAAGUAAAAGCUGAAUCAAAAGAAGAAAAUGUGCCCUUAAAAUCUAAAGAGACUCUAAUACAAUCUGAAAUUGAAGAUGCAGCUCUUAUUAAGCCUACAGAAGAAGUAAAAGCUGAACCGAAAGAACAAAGUGUGCCCUUGAAAUCUGAAGAGACUGUAAUACAACCUGAAAUUGAAGAAGCAGCUCUUAUUAAGCCUAGAGAAGAAGUAAAAGCUGAACCCAAAGAAGAAAGUGUGCCCUUAAAAUCUGAAGAGACUGUAAUACAACCUGAAAUUGAAGAAGUAGCACUUAUCAAGCCUACAGAAGUAGUAAAAGCUGAACCCAAAGAAGAAAGUGUGCCCUUAAAAUCUGAAGGGACUGUAAUACAACCUGAAAUUGAAGAAGCAGCACUUGUCAAGCCUACAGAAGAAGUAAAAGUUGAACACAAAGAAGAAAGUGUGCCCUUAAAAUCUGAAGAGACUGUAAUACAACCUGAAAUUGAAGAAGCAGCACUUGUCAAGCCUACAGAAGAAGUAAAAGCUGAACCCAAAGAAGAAAGUGUUCCCUUAAAAUCUGAAGACACUGCAGUACAACCUGAAAUUGAAGAAGCAGCACUUGUCAAACCUAGAGAAGAAGUAAAAGCUCAACCUAAAGAAGAAAGCGUUCCCUUAAAAUCUGAAGAGAGUGUAAUACCACCUGUAAUUGAAGAAGCAGCUCUUAUCAAGCCUACAGAAAAAGUAAAAGCUGAACCCAAAGAAGAAGGUGUUCCCUUAAAAUCUGAAGAGACUGUAAUACAACCUGAAAUUGAAGAAGCAGCACUUAUUAAGCCUACUGAAGAAGUAAAAGCUGAACCAAAAGAAGAAAGUGUACCCUUAAAAUCUGAAGAGACUGUAAUACGAUCUAAAAUUGAAGAAGCAGCGCUUAUUAAGCCUACAGAAGAAGUAAAAGCAGAAUCCAAAGAAGAAUUUGUACCCUUAAAAUCUGAAGAGACUGUAAUACAAUCUGAAAUUGAAGAAGCAGCAAUUAUUAAGCCUACAGAAGAAGUAAAAGCUGAACCCAAAGAAGAAAGUGUGUCCUUAAAAUCUGAAGAGACUGUAAUACAAUCUGAAAUUGAAGAUGCAGCUCUUAUUAAGCUUAGAGAAGAAGUAAAAGCUAAACCCAAAGAAGAAAGUGUGCCCUUAAAAUCUGAGGAGACUGUAAUACAACCUGAAAUUGAAGAAACGCCGCUUGUCAAGUCUACAGAAGAAGUAAAAACUGAACCCAAAGAAGAAAGCGUUCCCUUAAAACCUGAAGAAACUGUGGUACAAUCUGAAAUUGAAGAAGCACCGCUUGUCAAGCCUACUGAAGAAGUAAAACCUGAAGCUCAGGAAGAAAAACCUAAGUCACCUAAGGCUAAAAAAAGUAAAAAAGAAAAAUCAAAAAAGUCAAGUAAAGGCAAACAGAUUCUGGGUAUCGUUGCUGAAUUAAGCAAAAAACUGAACAUCGAAGCUAUAAUUCUAAACCAAAAACCAAACGAAAACCUAAAUGAAGAAGAAUUACUACUGGCAAAUGAAAUUCAAGAGUCGGCAAAUUUGCUCAGUUCGACAUUGGAAGAGUUAGUGAACGAUAAGGAACCAUUAGAGACAACUAAAGAGGAAAUUGAAACACUAUCCAGCCUCGUAGAACCAUUAGAGCAACUAUGUAUCGUUGUUAGUCAGAUUCAUGAUGAAUCGACACCAAAAUUAGAAAGUAUUGAACAACCUACAGUUCAACAAGCUAUAUCUACAUUAAACGAAGCUAUAAGUAAGGUAAUUUCAAUGCCACCAAGGACUGGGAUUUAUGAAAGGAUUCAAGUGCCUUUAAAGACAUUUUCUGUAAACUUUGGAAAUAUAGAAAAGCUAUUUAUAGCUAAACCAACAAAGGGAAGUUAUAUAGAUGAAACAGUUUUAGGUUGUACAACUCCUAGCAGUUUAUCACAGAGAAGAGAUAAAGAUGCAGCUAGAACGAUAUCUUCACCUUUAACACAACUUGUACAAAAUCUAGAUGAUUUGAAAGCCAAACAGGAAAUAUUACAAACUGCUUCUCCCUUAUCGAAGUUUUCUUUAACUGAAACAGGUAAAAUUAUAAAAGAACUACAAAUUGCUGUAGAAGAAGUUAUAAAUUUACCAGAAACAACAAAAGAUAUUUCAAGAGAUGAAGCAGAGAGCAUUGUAAAAAUUGGAGAACCGCUAGAAAAAUUAGCAAUCGUUGUUGUACACGUAAAAGAAGCUUUAUUAAAAUCCGAUAUAUCAGAAAAAGAAAUUCAUGAAUUAAAACAAGCUACCCUUUGUUUAAAAGAAACGGUUCAAAAUGUGGUAUUUUCUACAUCCCAAUCCGAAAGUGCCAGUAUUCUAGAAGCUCCGAUAAAACGCCUUACAGCAACAUUAAGUUUAAUAGAAGAACCACCAGUGGAAGAAGUUCCAUUAGAAAAGAAACCAGAAAGAAAGGAUAAAAAGGCUGCAAAAUUAUUAGCAGAACCUAUUGAACAGCUGGUACAAAAAAUAAAUAUUUUCAAAUUGCAACAACAAGAAGUACAAGGUUCAUCUCAAGUAGCAGUGCUCUCUGUGAUUGAAUCUGAAGAAACACUGAAUGAAAUAAAGAAAGCUCUUGAAGAAGUUGUUAAUUUGUCUGAAAAUACCCAAGAUAUUUCUGAGAAGGAGGCAGAGCAACUUGCUAAUAUUAAGGAACCUUUGGAGAAGUUAGCUGCUGUUCUUGUCAGCUCCAAAGAUGCAGCUCAGAAACCAGACAUAUCUAAAAUAGAAACAAGUGAAUUAAAACAGGCUAUUGCUUCGUUGAAGGAAUCAGUCCAAAAUGUAACAUUAUCGUCACCUGAAGCUCAAACUGUAAAUAUCCUUGAUGCACCUUUAAAGAAGCUUACUGCAACAUUAAGUUUAACAGAAGAACCGCCAGUAGAAGAAGUUCCAUUGGAGAAGGAACCAGAAAGAAAGGAUAAAAAGGCUGCCAAAUUAUUAGCAGAACCUAUUGAACAGCUGGUACAAGAAAUAAAUAUUUUGAAAUUGCAACAACAAGAAGUACAAGGUUCACCUCAAGUAGCAGUGCUCUCUGUGAUUGAAUCUGAAGAAACACUGAAUGAAAUAAAGAAAGCUCUUGAAGAAGUUGUUAAUUUGUCUGAAAAUACCCAAGAUAUUUCUGAGAAGGAGGCAAAGCAACUUGCUAAUAUUAAGGAACCUUUGGAGAAGUUAGCUGCUGUUCUUGUCAGCUCCAAAGAUGCAGCUCAGAAACCAGACAUAUCUAAAAUAGAAACAAGUGAAUUAAAACAGGCUAUUGCUUCGUUGAAGGAAUCAGUCCAAAAUGUAACAUUAUCGUCACCUGAAGCUCAAACUGUAAAUAUCCUUGAUGCACCUUUAAAGAAGCUUACUGCAAAAUUAAGUUUGACAGAAGAACCACCAGUGGAAGAAGUUCAAUUAGAAAAGGAACCAGAAAGAAAGGAUAAAAAGGCUGCAAAAUUAUUAGCAGAACCUAUUGAACAGCUGGUACAAGAAAUAAAUAUUUUGAAAUUGCAACAACAAGAAGUACAAGGUUCACCUCAAGUAGCAGUGCUCUCUGUGAUUGAAUCUGAAGAAACAUUGAAUGACAUAAAGAAAGCUCUUGAAGAAGUAGUUAGUUUACCUGAAAACACACAAGAUAUUUCUGAACAGGAAGCAGAACAGCUCGCUAAAAUUAAAGAACCUUUGGAGAAGUUAACUGCUGUACUUGUCAGCUCCAAAGAUGCAGCUCAGAAACCAGACAUAUCUAAAAUAGAAGCAAGUGAAUUAAGGCAGGCUAUUGCUUUGUUGAAAGAGUCAGUCCAAAAUGUAACAUUAUCGUCACCUGAAGCUCAAACUGUAAAUAUCCUUGAUGCACCUUUAAAGAAACUUAUUGCAACAUUAAGUGUAAUAGAAGUACCACCAGUGGAAGAAGUUCCAUUAGAAAAGGAACCAGAAAGAAAGGAUAAAAUGGCUGCAAAAUUAUUGGCAGAACCUAUUGAACAGCUGGUACAAGAAAUAAAUAUUUUGAAAUUGCAACAACAAGAAGUACAAGGUUCACCUCAAGUAGCAGUGCUCUCUGUGAUUAAAUCUGAAGAAACAUUGAAUGACAUAAAGAAAGCUCUUGAAGAAGUAGUUAGUUUACCUGAAAACACACAAGAUAUUUCUGAACAGGAAGCAGAACAGCUCGCUAAAAUUAAAGAACCUUUAGAAAAGUUAACUGUUGUACUUGUCAGCUCAAAGAUGCAGCUCAGAAACCAGACAUAUCUAAAAGAAUCAGUCCAAAAUGUAACAUUAUCGUCACUUGAAGCUCAAACUGUAAAAAUUCUUGAUGCACCAUUAAAGAAGCUUACUGCAACAUUAAGUUUAACAGAAGAACCACCAGUGGAAGAAGUUUCAUUAGAAAAGGAACCAGAAAGAAAGGAUAAAAUGGCUGCAAUAUUAUUAGCAGAACCUAUUGAACAGCUGGUACAAGAAAUAAAUAUUUUGAAAUUGCAACAACAAGAAGUACAAGGUUCACCUCAAGUAGCAGUGCUCUCUGUGAUUGAAUCUGAAGAAACAUUGAAUCACAUAAAGAAAGCUCUUGAAGAAGUAGUUAGUUUACCUGAAAACACACAAGAUAUUUCUGAACAGGAAGCAGAACAGCUCGCUAAAAUUAAAGAACCUUUAGAAAAGUUAACUGCUGUACUUGUCAGCUCCAAAGAUGCAGCUCAGAAACCAGACAUAUCUAAAAUAGAAGCAAGUGAAUUAAAACAGGCUAUUGCUUCGUUGAAGGAAUCAGUCCAAAAUGUAACAUUAUCGUCACCUGAAGCUCAAACUUUUAACAGAAGAACCACCAGUGGAAGAAGUUCCAUUGGAGAAGGAACCAGAAAGAAAAAGAUAAAAAAGGCUGCAAAAUUAUUGGCAGAACCUAUUGAACAGCUGGUACAAGAAAUAAAUAUUUUGAAAUUGCAACAGCAAGAAAAAGCUCUUGAAGAAGUAGUUAGUUUACCUGAAAACACACAAGAUAUUUCUGAACAGGAAGCAGAACAGCUCGCUAAAAUUAAAGAACCUUUAGAAAAGUUAACUGCUGUACUUGUCAGCUCCAAAGAUGCAGCUCAGAAACCAGACAUAUCUAAAAUAGAAGCAAGUGAAUUAAAACAGGCUAUUGCUUCGUUGAAGGAAUCAGUCCAAAAUGUAACAUUAUCGUCACCUGAAGCUCAAACUCUAAAAAUCCUUGAUGCACCUUUAAAGAAGCUUACUGCAACAUUAAGUUUAACAGAAGAACCACCAGUGGAAGAAGUUCCAUUGGAGAAGGAACCAGAAAGAAAGGAUAAAAUGGCUGCAAAAUUAUUAGCAGAACCUAUUGAACAGCUGGUACAAGAAAUAAAUAUUUUGAAAUUGCAACAACAAGAAGUACAAGGUUCACCUCAAGUAGCAGUGCUCUCUGUGAUUGAAUCUGAAGAAACAUUGAAUGACAUAAAGAAAGCUCUUGAAGAAGUAGUUAGUUUACCUGAAAACACACAAGAUAUUUCUGAACAGGAAGCAGAACAACUUGCUAAAAUUAAAGAACCUUUGGAGAAGUUAACUGCUGUACUUGUCAGCUCCAAAGAUGCAGCUCAGAAACCAGACAUAUCUAAAAUAGAAGCAAGUGAAUUAAGGCAGGCUAUUGCUUCGUUAAAGGAAUCAGUCCAAAAUGUAACAUUAUCGUCACCUGAAGCUCAAACUAAGAAGUUCCAUUGGAGAAGGAACCAGAAAGAAAGGAUAAAAAAGGCUGCAAAAUUAUUAGCAGAACCUAUUGAACAGCUGGUACAAGAAAUAAAUAUUUUGAAAUUGCAACAACAAGAAGUACAAGGUUCACCUCAAGUAGCAGUGCUCUCUGUGAUUGAAUCUGAAGAAACAUUGAAUGACAUACAGAAAGCUCUUGAAGAAGUAGUUAGUUUACCUGAAAACACACAAGAUAUUUCUGAACAGGAAGCAGAACAGCUCGCUAAAAUUAAAGAACCUUUGGAGAAGUUAACUGCUGUACUUGUCAGCUCCAAAGAUGCAGCUCAGAAACCAGACAUAUCUAAAAUAGAAGCAAGUGAAUUAAAACAGGCUAUUGCUUCGUUGAAGGAAUCAGUCCAAAAUGUAACAUUAUCGUCACCUGAAGCUCAAACUAACCAAUUAGUGGAAGAAGUUCCAUUAGAAAAGGAACCAGAAAGAAAGGAUAAAAUGGCUGCAAAAUUAUUAGCAGAACCUAUUGAACAGCUGGUACAAGAAAUAAAUAUUUUGAAAUUGCAACAACAAGAAGUACAAGGUUCACCUCAAGUAGCAGUGCUCUCUGUGAUUGAAUCUGAAGGAACAUUGAAUGACAUAAAGAAAGCUCUUGAAAAAGUAGUUAGUUUACCUGAAAACACACAAGAUAUUUCUGAACAGGAAGCAGAACAACUCGCUAAAAUUAAAGAACCUUUGGAGAAGUUAACUGCUGUACUUGUCAGCUCCAAAGAUGCAGCUCAGAAACCAGACAUAUCUAAAAUAGAAGCAAGUGAAUUAAAACAGGCUAUUGCUUCGUUGAAGGAAUCAGUCCAAAAUAAGCUUACUGCAACAUUAAGUUUAACAGAAGAACCACCAGUGGAAGAAGUUCCAUUAGAAAAGGAACCAGAAAGAAAGGAUAAAAUGGCUGCAAAAUUAUUAGCAGAACCUAUUGAACAGCUGGUACAAGAAAUAAAUAUUUUGAAAUUGCAACAACAAGAAGUACAAGGUUCACCUCAAAACCAAUUAGUAGAAGAAGUUCCAUUGGAGAAGGAACCAGAAAGAAAAGAUAAAAUGGCUGCAAAAUUAUUGGCAGAACCUAUUGAACAGCUGGUACAAGAAAUACAUAUUUUGAAAUUGCAACAGCAAGAAGUACAAGGUUCACCUCAAGUAGCAGUGCUCUCUGUGAUUGAAUCUGAAGAAACAUUGAAUCACAUAAAGAAAGCUCUUGAAGAAGUAGAGAAGUUAACUGCUGUACUUGUCAGCUCCAAAGAUGCAGCUCAGAAACCAGACAUAUCUAAAAUAGAAGCAAGUGAAUUAAAACAGGCUAUUGCUUCGUUGAAGGAAUCAGUCCAAAAUGUAACAUUAUCGUCACCUGAAGCUCAAACUGUAAAAAUUCUUGAUGCACCAUUAAAGAAGCUUACUGCAACAUUAAGUUUAACAGAAGAACCACCAGUGGAAGAAGUUCCAUUAGAAAAGGAACCAGAAAGAAAGGAUAAAAUGGCUGCAAAAUUAUUAGCAGAACCUAUUGAACAGCUGGUACAAGAAAUAAAUAUUUUGAAAUUGCAACAACAAGAAGUACAAGGUUCACCUCAAGUAGCAGUGCUCUCUGUGAUUGAAUCUGAAGAAACAUUGAAUGACAUAAAGAAAGCUCUUGAAGUAGUUAGUUUACCUGAAAACACACAAGAUAUUUCUGAACAGGAAGCAGAACAGCUCGCUAAAAUUAAAGAACCUUUAGAAAAGUUAACUGCUGUACUUGUCAGCUCCAAAGAUGCAGCUCAGAAACCAGACAUAUCUAAAAUAGAAGCAAGUGAAUUAAAAGGCAGCUCAAACUGUAAAAAUUUUGAUGCACCAUUAAAGAAGCUUACUGCAACAUUAAGUUUAACAGAAGAACCACCAGUGGAAGAAGUUCCAUUAGAAAAGGAACCAGAAAGAAAGGAUAAAAUGGCUGCAAAAUUAUUAGCAGAACCUAUUGAACAGCUGGUACAAGAAAUAAAUAUUUUGAAAUUGCAACAACAAGAAGUACAAGGUUCACCUCAAGUAGCAGUGCUCUCUGUGAUUGAAUCUGAAGGAACAUUGAAUGACAUAAAGAAAGCUCUUGAAAAAGUAGUUAGUUUACCUGAAAACACACAAGAUAUUUCUGAACAGGAAGCAGAACAGCUCGCUAAAAUUAAAGAACCUUUAGAAAAGUUAACUGCUGUACUUGUCAGCUCCAAAGAUGCAGCUCAGAAACCAGACAUAUCUAAAAUAGAAGCAAGUGAAUUAAAACAGGCUAUUGCUUCGUUGAAGGAAUCAGUCCAAAAUGUAACAUUAUCGUCACCUGAAGCUCAAACUGUAAAAAUUCUUGAUGCACCAUUAAAGAAGCUUACUGCAACAUUAAGUUUAACAGAAGAACCAAUAGUGGAAGAAGUUCCAUUAGAAAAGGAACCAGAAAGAAAGGAUAAAAUGGCUGCAAAAUUAUUAGCAGAACCUAUUGAACAGCUGGUACAAGAAAUAAAUAUUUUGAAAUUGCAACAACAAGAAGUACAAGGUUCACCUCAAGUAGCAGUGCUCUCUGUGAUUGAAUCUGAAGGAACAUUGAAUGACAUAAAGAAAGCUCUUGAAAAAGUAGUUAGUUUACCUGAAAACACACAAGAUAUUUCUGAAAAGGAAGCAGAACAACUCGCUAAAAUUAAAGAACCUUUGGAGAAGUUAACUGCUGUACUUGUCAGCUCCAAAGAUGCAGCUCAGAAACCAGACAUAUCUAAAAUAGAAGCAAGUGAAUUAAGGCAGGCUAUUGCUUUGUUGAAAGAGUCAGUCCAAAAUGUAACAUUAUCGUCACCUGAAGCUCAAACUGUAAAUAUCCUUGAUGCACCUUUAAAGAAGCUUACUGCGACAUUAAGUUUAACAGAAGAACCGCCAGUAGAAGAAGUUCCAUUGGAGAAGGAACCAGAAAGAAAGGAUAAAAAGGCUGCCAAAUUAUUAGCAGAACCUAUUGAACAGCUGGUACAAGAAAUAAAUAUUUUGAAAUUGCAACAACAAGAAGUACAAGGUUCACCUCAAGUAGCAGUGCUCUCUGUGAUUGAGUCUGAAGAGACAUUGCAUAACAUAAAGAAAGCUCUUGAAGAAGUAGUUAGUUUACCUGAAAACACACAAGAUAUUUCUGAACAGGAAGCAGAACGACUUGCUAAAAUUAAAGAACCUUUGGAGAAGCUAACUGCUGUACUUGUCAGCUCCAAAGAUGCAGCUCAGAAACCAGACAUAUCUAAAAUAGAAACAAGUGAAUUAAAACAGGCUAUUACUUUGUUGAAAGAAUCAGUCCAAAAUGUAACAUUAUCGUCACCUGAAGCUCAAACUGUAAAUAUUCUUGAUGAACCAUUAAAGAAACUUAGUGCAACAUUGAGCAUAUUAGAAAAAUCACCAAAGACACCUCAUGAAUUGUCUAGUACUGAUAAAAAAUAUUUAGAACUCAUACGUAGUUUACAGCUACCUGUUUCUCAGCUGAUCGAAGAAAUGAAAAUUUUGAAAUCCAAAGAAGAAUUGCUACCAAAACAUCUGAAUAUUUUAUUAAAAUCAAAAGAUUGUUUGAGUCAAGUAAACGAAGCUUUAGGUUCUAUUGAAACUACAUUUGAAGUUGGAUGCGGUGACAAAGUUCCACAAGAAAUUCAUGAUAUACUGAAUAUUCUGAUUGCACCUUUAGAAAAUCUUCUGAUUGAGAACGUAAAAAUUAACUCGUUACUAGAGAAAUCUAUGGAUAAAAUUGAUAUUAGUAAUCUUCAGAGAGCAUUUGCAUCGGUUAGCAAUAAUAUAGAACCAGUCCUUUUAAUGCCAGUACUAUCCAGUUCUUUGGAAACACUAUCUAUAUCUCUGAAAGAUCUUAAUCAAAUUAUGAAAGAAAUCUCGAAUGAUUUAUUAGAGUUUAUUAGAACAGAGAAGGAACAGAAGGUUCAAUCAUGGUUACAACCUUUAUCAUCAGUACUAGAGGAAAUCCGUACUUUAAACAAAGAAAUCCAGGAGGCUAAAACAAAACCAUCCAAGGCUUUGCAAAGCUUGAAUAUUAUAGAAAAUAGUCUUUCAAAUACUAUUAACGAUCUAAAGACUAUUGGACUUAAAGGAAGUAAAAACCUUGAAGAGAUUUUAAAACAUUUUUGUGAAGCAAGCAAACAUCCAUUUGAAAAUAUGCAACAAGCAAUUUUAGCAGUGAAAGAGUCAUUAAAUGCUCCUGAAAUUUUGACAAUGGAAAGAUCUUCUGUAUGUCAUGGAUUAAAAUCUGCAGUUGAAUUCAUUGACAAAGUAUACUCAGAGGGAAAAUAUGCAGAUUUAAACCCACAAAUCACAUUAUCUAACUUAAAAGAGGCAAUCACGGAAGUGAUACAAAACCUUAAUAAAGAAAGAAAUGACUUCAAAGCUGUGUUUAAUUUAAAAAAUUCCUUGGAAGGGUUAAGAACUACUGUUCAGCAAAUCAAUGACAAUAAAUCUGUGUUUGAGAACAUUCAAGAGGAAAGUAUAUUGAAAUUUAUAACUUUAGGAGAACCGUUGAAAAUGAUGUUGGAGAAUUUAAGUGUAGUAGAUGCUAUAGGUGACAACACAAGUGAUUUUAAUACCGACUAUGCCGCAAAAGUUAACUCUUUAACUGACCAGCUUACAGGUCUGUCGCUAUUCUUAGGUGAUAUUUUGAACGAUCCUCAAUCUCUGACCUAUGUCGAAAACAGGGGACUAGAUAUUAUUCAUAUUCUUAACGAUACUAUAAAAAAUACCAACGAAAUAACAGAAAGUAUGUCAUUAAACGAAAAAAUGGAAAUACUCAAUCAGUCUCUAGGUAUAUUUGGUACUAAUUUGAAGGACUUGAAAAAACAACUUGUAAUAAUAGCUGCAAAGAAAAGAAAUGAUUAUAAAUUUGCUAAAGAUCUUGAAAACGAGGCUAAAGAAGUAAUAAACAGUAUCUACAGAGACACGUUGAUUUAUAGUGGUGUCCAACCUUUGACUUUGUUACUAGACACUAUAAAGAAUAACUGUAACGAGUUAUUGUUAGUUACAGAUGACCUACCAGAUGAUAUAGAUGCAAACCUAGUUGAGAACUUAAAGUUAUCAAACGAAUUUAAAGCAUUUAGAAGUAUUGUAAAAUCUGUUAGGAGUGAGGAUGAUAUUAUCAGCAAGAAAAAAGAAUUAAAACGCAUUUUGAGAAAGCUAGAUGGUGAACUAAAAAGUGGAAUUAAUUUGACAAAGAAUUCCAAAGUUUUCAGUAAUGUUUCUGAUGUGUUAAAAGUAGUAAAAAAGGUAUUCAAAGAUAUCUCCUCUGAUAUUGAUAAGCUGGAAAAAGCAGAAAAUCAAAUUUUAGUUCAAGAAGAACAAGGCGAAGAUCAAUCUGAUAAAGAAAGAGCUAAAAUAGACGAAAAUGAAAAGGAAGUUGAAGAAAUUAUUGAUAAUGAAAGUCAAGCCGUAGAAUCUGAAAUAGUCGAUGAUAAAAAAACUGAAUUAGGGAAAGAAAUAACUGAAAAAGAACAGGAAGUUAUUGACGAAGAAUAUAAACGGUUAGAAGAAGAACAAAAGGCUGCUAAAGAAGCAGAAGAAACUGCUAAAAGACUAAAAGAAGAAUUGGAGGUAAAAGAAAAAGCUGAAGAACAAGCUAGAUUGGAAAAAGAACAGCACGAAAAACAGCAGCAAGAAGCGGAGAAAAAAGCUAAAUUAGAUAAGAAGUUAGCUGAAGAAAAAGAGGCUGAAAUUGCUGCUCAAAAAGCUAAAGAAGAACAAGAACUUGAAGAAAAAAGAAUUGCAGAAGAAAAAGCAAAGGCAGAAGCUAAAGCUAAAAAAGACAAAGAAAAGAAAGAAAAACUAGAAUUACAAACAAAGGAGGAACAAAAACGCUUAGAAGAAGAAAGGGCUGCUAAAGAAGCAGAAGAAACUGCUAGAAGAGAAAAAGAAGAGUUGGAAGCAAAAGAAAAGGCCGAGGCAUUAGCUAAAAAACAGCAAGAAGACGCUGAAGAAAAGGCUAAAUUAGAAAAGAAGUUAGCUGAAGAAAAAGAAGCAGAAAUUGCUGCUCAAAAAGCUAAAGAAGAACAAGAGCUCGAAGAAAAAAGAAUUGCAGAAGAAAAAGCAAAGGCAGAAGCUAAAGCUAAAAAAGACAAAGAAACGAAAGAAAAACUAGAAUUACAAGCAAAGGAGGAACAAAAACGCUUAGAAGAAGAAAGGGCUGCUGAAGAAGCAGAAGAAACUGCUAGAAAACAAAAAGAAGAGUUAGAAGCGAAAGAAAAGGCGGAAGCAUUAGCUAAAAAACAACAACUGGAAGCAGAAGAAAAGGCUAAAUUAGAAAAGAAGUUUGCUGAAGAAAAAGAAGCAGAAAUUGCUGUUCAAAAAGCUAAAGAAGAACAAGAACUUGAAGAAAGAAGAAUUGCAGAAGAAAAAGCAAAGGCAGAAGCUAAAGCUAAAAAGGCUAAAGAAAAGAAAGAAAAAUUAGAAUUACAAGCAAAGGAGGAACAUAAACGCUUAGAAGAGGAAAGGGUUGCUAAAGAAGCAGAAGAAACUGCUAGAAAACAAAAAGAAGAGUUAGAAGCGAAAGAAAAGGCGGAAGCAUUAGCUAAAAAACAACAACAGGAAGCAGAAGAAAAGGCUAAAUUAGAAAAGAAGUUAGCUGAAGAAAAAGAGACAGAAAUUGCUGCUCAAAAGGCUAAAGAAGCCCAAGAGCUUGAAGAAAAACGAAUUGCAGAAGAAAAAGCAACGGCAGAAGCUAAAGCUAAAAAAGCCAAAGAAAAGAAAGAAAAACUGGAAUUAAAAGCUAAAGAAGAACAAAAACGCCUCGAAGAAGAAAAGGCUGUUAAAGAAGCAGAAGAAACUGCUAGAAGACAAAAAGAAGAGUUCGAAGCAAAAGAAAAGGCCGAGGCAUUAGCUAAAAAACAUCAAGAAGAAGCAGAAGAAAAAGUUAAAUUAGAAAAAAAGUUAGCUGAAGAAAAAGAGGCAGAAAUUGCUGCUCAAAAAGCUAAAGAAGAACAGGAGCUUGAAGACAAAAGGAUUGCAGAAGAAAAAGCAAAAGCAGAAGCUAAAGCUAAAAAGGCUAAAGAAAAGAAAGAAAAACUAGAAUUACAAGCAAAGGAGGAACAAAAACGCUUAGAAGAAGAAAGGGCUGCUAAAGAAGCAGAAGAAACUGCUAGAAAACUAAAAGAAGAGUUGGAAGCAAAGGAAAAGGCUGAGGCAUUAGCUAAAAAACAGCAAGAAGAAGCAGAAGAAAAAGCUAAAUUAGAAAAGAAGUUAGCUGAAGAAAAAGAGGCAGAAAUUGCUGCUCAAAAAGCUAAAGAAGAACAAGAGCUUGAAGAAAAACGAAUUGCAGAAGAAAAAGCAAAGGCAGAAGCUAAAGCUAAAAAAGCCAAAGAAAAGAAGGAAAAACUAGAAUUACAAGCAAAGGAGGAACAAAAACGCUUAGAAGAAGAAAGGGCUGCUAAAGAAGCAGAAGAAACUGCUAGAAAACUAAAAGAAGAGUUGGAAGCAAAGGAAAAGGCUGAGGCAUUAGCUAAAAAACAGCAAGAAGAAGCUGAAGAAAAGGCUAAAUUAGAAAAGAAGUUAGCUGAAGAAAAAGAGGCAGAAAUUGCUGCUCAAAAGGCUAAAGAAGAACAAGAGCUUGAAGAAAAACGAAUUGCAGAAGAAAAAGCAAAGGCAGAAGCUAAAGCUAAAAAGAAAAGAAAGAAAGAAAAACUAGAAUUACAAGCAAAGGAGGAACAAAAACGCUUAGAAGAAGAAAGGGUUGCUAAAGAAGCAGAAGAAACUGCUAGAAAACAAAAAGAAGAGUUCGAAGCAAAAGAAAAGGCCGAGGCAUUAGCUAAAAAACAUCAAGAAGGAGCAGAAGAAAAAGCUAAAUUAGAAAAGAAGUUAGCUGAAGAAAAAGAGGCAGAAAUUGCUGCUCAAAAAGCUAAAGAAGAACAAGAGCUUGAGGAAAAAAAGAUUGCAGAAGAAAAAGCAAAGGCAGAAGCUAAAGCUAAAAAAGUCAAAGAAAAGAAGGAAAAACUCGAAUUAAAAGCUAAAGAAGAACAAAAACGUUUAGAACAAGAAAAGGCUGCUAAAGAGGCAGAAGAAACUGCCAGAAGACAAAAAGAAGAGUUGGAAGCAAAAGAAAAAGCGGAAGCAUUAGCUAAAAAACAGCAAGAAGAAGCUGAAGAAAAGGCUAAAUUAGAAAAGAAGUUAGCUGAAGAAAAAGAGGCAGAAAUUGCUGCUCAAAAGGCUAAAGAAGAACAAGAGCUUGAAGAAAAAAGGAUUGCAGAAGAAAAAGCAAAGGCAGAAGCUAAAGCUAAAAAAGCCAAAGAAAAGAAGGAAAAACUAGAAUUACAAGCAAAGGAGGAACAAAAACGCUUAGAAGAAGAAAGGGCUGCUAAAGAAGCAGAAGAAACUGCUAAAAAACAAAAAGAAGAGUUGGAAGCAAAAGAAAAAGCGGAAGCAUUAGCUAAAAAACAGCAAGAAGAAGCUGAAGAAAAGGCUAAAUUAGAAAAGAAGUUAGCUGAAGAAAAAGAGGCAGAAAUUGCUGCUCAAAAGGUUAAAGAAGUACAAGAGCUUGAGGAAAAAAAGAUUGCAGAAGAAAAAGCAAAGGCAGAAGCUAAAGCUAAAGCUAAAAAAGUCAAAGAAAAGAAGGAAAAACUCGAAUUAAAAGCUAAAGAAGAACAAAAACGUUUAGAACAAGAAAAGGCUGCUAAAGAGGCAGAAGAAACUGCCAGAAGACAAAAAGAAGAGUUGGAAGCAAAAGAAAAGGCAGAAGUAUUAGCUAAAAAACAACAAGAGGAAGCAGACGAAAAGGCUAAAUUAGAAAAGAAGUUAGCUGAAGAAAAAGAGGCAGAAAUUGCUGCUCAAAAGGCUAAAGAAGAACAAGAGCUUGAAGAAAAAAGGAUUGCAGAAGAAAAAGCAAAAGCAGAAGCUAAAGCUAAAAAGGCUAAAGAAAAGAAAGAAAAACUAGAAUUACAAGCAAAGGAGGAACAAAAACGCUUAGAAGAACAAAGGGCUGCUAAAGAAGCAGAAGAAACUGCUAGAAAACAAAAAGAAGAGUUAGAAGCAAAGGAAAAGGCUGAGACAUUAGCUAAAAAACAGCAAGAAGAAGCAGAAGAAAAGGCUAAAUUAGAAAAGAAGUUAGCUGAAGAAAAAGAGGCAGAAAUUGCUGCUCAAAAAGCUAAAGAAGAACAAGAGCUUGAAGAAAAACGAAUUGCAGAAGAAAAAGCAAAGGCAGAAGCUAAAGUUAAAAAAGCCAAAGAAAAGAAGGAAAAACUAGAAUUACGAGAAAAGGAGGAACAAAAACGCUUAGAAGAAGAAAGGGCUGCUAAAGAAGCAGAAGAAACUGCUAGAAAACAAAAAGAAGAGUUGGAAGCAAAAGAAAAGGCAGAAGCAUUAGCUAAAAAACAGCAAGAAAAAGCAGAAGAAAAGGCUAAAUUUGAAAAGAAGUUAGCUGAAGAAAAAGAGGCAGAAAUUGCUGCUCAAAAAGCUAAAGAGCAACAAGAACUUGAAGAUAAAAAGAAAAAGGAAGAAGCAAAAGAAGCUAAAGCGAAAAAAGCCAAAGAGAAGAAAGAAAAACUGGAAUUAAAGGAUAAAGAGGAACAAAAGCAGUUAGAACAAGAACAGAAAGCUAAGGAGAUAGAAGAAAAGGUUAGAAGAGAAAAAGAAGCGUUGGAGAUAAAAGAAGAAGCUGAUGCAAAGGCUAGAUUACAAAAAGAUGAAAACGACAAGCUAGAAAAACAAAAACAAGAAAUAACUAAAUUAGAAAAUAAAUCUGUUGAAGAUCAAGACGUAGAAGUUGUCACCGGAAAAAACAAGGAUCAAGAUGGGGUUAAAAAGAAGAGAAGGGAUUCCGAUACCAAAACAACUGCAGAAACCAAGAUUAGGAAAACAAAACCUAAAGAAGACAAAAAAGAUAUUACCAAUUUGGAAAAUGGUAUAAUAGAAGACGGAGAGAUUCCUAAAUAUAAAACUGAUGUUAAGCUUGAAGAAAAAGUCUAUGAGAAGACCCAUGAUGAAAAAGAGGUAGGAACCUUUACUGGAAAAGACAGUUUUAUUUCAGACGAAGAUCUUUAUAAACCCACAACAUAUCAUGGACCAAGACAUUUAGGAAAGAAACCUCUGUUUACAACAUCUUUAACUGACAGGGCCUGUACUGUUAAUACCAGGAUUAAAAUGACUUGUAGUGUAAUCAGUGAAAGUCCAAUGGUUCUCUCUUGGUUCAAGGAUGGAGAGAAUAUUGAUGAAAAAUCAAACUAUUAUCAAGCUUUCGAAAAUAAUGUUGCAACUUUGGAAAUACUGAAUGCUUCACUAUCAGACAGUGGUGAAUACUCUUGCGUGGCUAAAAACGAACAUGGAGCAAGUUCAACUUCUGCACUUUUACAUGUUAAGGAAAGUUUUGAUGUAAGACCUGUUAAACCAAGUUUCACCAGAGGUAUUAGGGAGCAAUAUAAAGUGACCAGUGACGAAGCUACGUUGGAAUGUAGAAUAAGAUGUCAGCCUGCUCCAAAACUAAAAUGGUUCAAAGAUAAUGAAGAAAUAGACAUGUCAAAUAGUAAAUAUAUUCAAAGUUAUCUAGCUGAUGGUAUUGCCAAGCUUACCAUGAAGAAUCCAGUCAAGACAGAUAGUGGAAUAUAUACUUGCAAAGCUGAAGUUGGUGACUGGUUUGACCAAGUGUCUUAUGAGUACAACUUCACCUCCAAAGAAGAGUAUAUUAAGAAGAAGGUUAAGGAACGAGUUACAUCAAGAGAUACUAGUGCUUCCAGGUACUACACUCCAAUAACUGUGCCUCUGACAUUCGGUGACAGUUUACCACCACCAAGAACAAGAAGACCAUAUUUUUCGGGUGUUCUUACCGAUGCUUAUGUUCCUCGUGGGGGUGUUAUGGCUUUGCAAGUCGAAGUUAGAGGCUCACCGGCUGAAGUCAGCUGGUUUAAAGGGUCCCAAAAGUUGUCCAGGUCAUCGGCCAGGCAUAGGACAUUCCUUGAUAAGGAUGUGCAUACGUUAAUGAUUCCUAAUAUCAACGAACUAGAAAGUGGAAAGUAUACAUGCAGGGCUGCUAAUGCUGAAGGUAAAAUUGAGACAUCAGCAUUCGUCCACGUAGUGCACCCGUCAAAAAUUCGAGAUGGAAAACCGGCCAUGUUCCUGUCAAGGCCUGACAAAAUACUUAAUAUCACUUCAGGGGAAGAUAUAAAUGUAUCUUUCAGAGUUACUGGAGAUCCCAAACCGAAAAUAACAUGGAUGAAGGGUCUGACGGACAUAAUUGACAGUUUGAGGUCGAUGAAAUGGACCUCUGAUGACUACGUUCGUCUCACACUGAAACGUGCAGCUUUUGACGAUGCAGGAACCUACUGCAUCAUGGCAAAGAACAGAAUUGGAUGUGACAGAGCCUUCUUCACUGUCAGAUUGAGAGAAAGAGCACGAUCUUUAACGCCGACCAGAGAACCAGUGGAGAAUAUUUUGGACGAUAUACCAUCAUACAGAGAACGUUUAUACAGGAAAGAUGUACCUGGACCAAUUCCAUCCGAACCCUUCAUCAAAGACUCUGGAAGGGAUUGGGUAUCGUUGGGCUGGCCUAAAGCCCUUCAAACCGGAAUAGCGCCGGUUCUCGCUUACAGGGUGGACGUCUGGCAUAAAGGUAGCGAAGGAGGAGCCACUUGGACAACCCUGGGCAUGAGCCCUUUGACAAGUUUCGACGCGUUCAAGUUAAAACCUGGCGAAGAGUAUCAGUUUAGGAUAACGCCAAGAAACAGGUAUGGAUGGGGUGAGAGCAUAUCCACAACUCCGUUUGUUGUAGGAAAACCUGUAGAAAUGCCAGAAUUUACUAAAAUCUUGCCAGGUCAAAUGAAGGUGCUUGUAGGUUCUGAAGUCACUUUGGAGUGUGAAGUAAAAGGUGAACCGUUUCCUAAUAUUCGCUGGUUAAAAGACAGCGUGGAAUUGUAUCCCGAAGAAAAUGACAGAUAUGUUAUAGAAACGAAAAAUGGAGUGUGUGCUUUGACUAUACAGAACGUCCAAGACUUCGAUACCGGCAGGUUUAUGUGUGAAGCAGUAAACAAGGCUGGGAGAGUUUCUACAUUUGCCAGGCUUUGUGCAGUUAGUGAUUCCAAGAUAUUGUUGGCAGAUAAAAAUCUAAAAGAUUUCUUAAAAGAUUUCGACAACACCAAAGAUCUACCUCCUCACUUCAGUAUGAGACUCAGAGACCGAAGAGUGCAAAUGACGUAUUCUGUACGACUCACCUGUCAAGUGGUUGCCUAUCCUCAAGCGGAGAUUUCUUGGUUCAAAGAUGGAGUUCAACUAAAAUCUAAUGAUCGUCUGAGUUUUUCAUCAGAGGACGACUUCCACACCCUGGAAAUGGACAAGGCGGCUCUGGAAGAUGCCGGAACCUACUCCGUGUCCGCUCGGAACAAGUUCGGAUCCGUAUCGUGCAAGUGCUACUUGAUGGUGGACAAAGGCAUUAAGGCCUACAUCGCUCCCAACUUCAGUACCGAACUAGAACCAGUCCAGUGUGAAGUUAGAGAGGGUGAAGAAUUGAGGCUCUCUGCUAGGGUUGAGGCCUAUCCAAGCGUCGGUGUUAUGUGGUACAAAGAUGGGGUACGUUUAAGACCAUCAAGACACUCUGUCAUGACUCUAUCCCACGACGGCAGAGUAGAACUCACCAUAGGACCAAUCUCUACCAAAGACAAAGGCGUCUAUACCUGCGUAGCUACCAACGUGGUGGGUAGAGCUGAAACUAGCUCUACGGUAGACAUUGUAGAAGGAGUUAAACCAAGUAAAGCAGCAACAUCAGUGCCGUACUCUAGGGAGCCAAAGUUCCUGAAAAAGCCGCUGAAUAUUGAGGCUUACGAAGGCGAUCACGUGGCUAUUGAUUGCGAGAUCAUUGGUGAUCCCAAACCGGAAGUUGUAUGGCUGCGUGAUUUCUUAAAGACUGAUUAUUACAAAGAUGCUCCUCUAUUUCAUCGAAUAGGCGAUGGACCACAAUACCGCCUCCAAAUAACCAACGUCAAGCUGGACUUUACUGGUACUUAUACAGUGUACGCCAAAAAUAUCCACGGAGACGCUAAAGCCAUCGUAUCUUUACAAAUAAAAGCCACAGAUCCCACUGUACCAAGAAAAACCAAUCAGUUCAAAAUUGGGGACGUUCAAAAAAUGCCUAGGAUCACCGAAGAUUUGCUAGACAUCCGAUGCUGUGAUGGGGAUUCUGUAACUUUUGAAUGUUCCUUCGAGUCUAACAAACCUCCAUUGAACAUCAGAUGGGAAAAAGAUGGAAAACUUGUAAGACUUGGUAAGGACUUUGUGGAUGAGUUCGAUGGAGAAACGGCCAAACUUAUAAUAAAAGAAGUAUAUCCUGAGGAUGAAGGGGAGUACACUUGCGUAGGGUACAACGACCUUGGUACGGCAGCUACGUCAGCUUGUCUUAUUGUUGACCUACCAGAAGAAAAGGAGAGUUUGCUCAACGCUCAGUUGAUCCGUCCACCAAGUCUUUUUGCUGGAGGUUCUACUCCAAUUUCCACUCCAAGAACUACUCCAAAUAGAAGUGCAUCACCUAGAAUACGUGAAGUAACUCCACAGCCACCCAGAAGAAGGCUUACUAGAGCGUUAGCUCCCAAAUUCUAUGCUUAUCCUCACAACAGGGUAGCUGAAGAAGGAGAAACAGUAAGGUUCCAGUGUGCUAUUGCUGGUCAUCCUGACCCGUGGGUCAAAUGGUACAAGGAUAACGAAGAAAUUAUACCAUCAAGCAAGUUAACCAUUACAGAAAGGGAAGACCUAAGAACUUUGGAGAUCAAGGAUGUCACUACCAAGGAUUCUGGACUAUAUAAGGUUGUCCUAGAAAAUGACGUAGGCAGAGUCGAAGCUACAGCUCGCUUAGACGUGAUAGCUCACAGAACUCACAGCACCUCAGGAAUAAGAGCCAGAAGCCUAUCACCAAGAACCCAUAAUGGUUACACGCCUGGUAACUAUUUGGGAGCUUCAGCUAAAUAUGGAAGCAGAGCAAGACUGUUCUGUGAUAUAAAAGCUGUACCAACACCAUCUCUUAAAUGGUACAAAGAUGGGAUUCCUCUAGAACAAUGUUCCAAGUAUUCUUUUCACUACGAUGGCACUACCGCAUCACUGGAGAUAGAAAACGUAACAUUUGAAGAGCAAGGACUCUAUACAUGCGUGGCAGAGAACAUAAAUGGAACAGGUUCUACCUCUAUGCUGCUCCAAGUGACUCCAAAUGAAAAAACCGAUCAAUACACACCUCCAAAGAUCACUAAACCUCUUCCGAACAAUUUGCGGUGUGCUAAAGGGCAACCUUUUGUUCUAGAGGUUAGGUAUUCGGGUUGUUCGCCACUGGAUAUUGUUUGGAUGAAAGAUGGAUGUAUCAUAUCAAAUAAUGAUGAUGAUGAAGGUUUUAGACAGGAAGAUAGUGAUGAUGGUGUGGCAAGAUUGACAGUUAGUGAUCCGGAUGUUGAGGAUUCUGGACGGUAUUCUUGUGAAGUUUACAAUGUGUAUGGGGAGGAUAGGACUACAUGUCAUGUUACAGUUUUUGAAAAUCAAUAUACCUUUCCAGUGAUCGAAUUCACCAAACACCCCACCUCUGUGAUCGUGUUCACUGGUGGAAUCGCCUCUUUUUGUGCCAAAAUCAAGCACCGCAUCGACAGAUGUGAUUUCAACAUAUUUUGGGAAAUCGACGGAAGAAAAAUCGAACCAUCUGAUAAAAUUAAGGUAGAGGAAGAAGUACCGGUACCAUCGGACCAGGAGGACACCACAACCACCACCUUGCACAUUUCGGAGCCCUGCAAAUCCGCUGCAGUACGCUGUUGCGUGGUACUGCUGAAACAUCAGUCGUCCCAAGCCGGUCGUACCAGUACCAGCAGUAACAUCGCUCGUCUGUUCCUCGCCGAUAGUCGCAGUACCGCUUGCUCGUAUUUAGAUGGUGUUAUACCUGGUGAUUUUGAGUUCAUUUAUCACCCAAAUAGAGGAUAUUAUGAGAAUGAAGUUAUGAUGAUGGACUCUGUAGUGGAAAAGGAUGGUUCCGGUAAACGAGUUGUCGUGGAAGACCGAGUGGAUGAAGCUGCGAGGUUGGUGCGGGGACCUCAGGAUACCACGGCUUUGGUUGGAGAUAGGGUACUGCUGAAAGCUACCUACGUGGGGUGGCCUGAGCCUACAGUACGAUGGACCAGGGCGGGUAAGGCGCUGAAAAACGAUGAACGUACGAGCAUCACAUCGGGAGAUGGAGUUUCUUGUUUGCUCCUUCAAAACAUCACUACAGACGACAGCGGCAAGUAUGAUGUCAGUGUUGAAAACGACUUUGGUAGUGACUGUCACUAUGCUUCAGUAUCUGUGGAAGGUCCUCCAGACCCUCCAAGUGGUACCCCCACCAUCAGUGCCUUUACGGACACCGUCAUAGUAGCUUGGAGUAGUUCCCCAUAUGACGGUGGUAAAAAAGUUACCGGAUACAUAGUGGAGUACUCCCUCGUGGGCAGUGACAUUUGGAGUACUGUGGUAGACGACUGUACUUACCUGAGUUACCCGGUGGGAGGUCUCCAACCUGGAGGUCGGUACGUGUUCAGGAUACGAGCCGUGAACGUCCACGGUACUAGCAAACCCAGCUUGGAUAGUGAUAUAGUCCAGUUGGAAGAACACAACGAAUCGUCUUCGUUUGAGCAUCGCUUGGUAGCCAUGGAACCAGGAUCUAACUUCAAAUCAAGGUACGAUGUCCAGGAGGAACUGGGUAAAGGCAGAUUCGGAGUGGUCCACAAAGUUGUGGAUAAGUCCACCAACCAAAAAUUAGCAGCCAAGUUCAUACGAUGCCGCACACAGAAAGACAAAGAUAAGGUACAAGAAGAAAUUAAUAUAAUGAAUCUGUUAAGGCAUCAGAAACUUCUACAAUUAGCAGCUGCAUUCGAGCAUCCCAAAGAAAUGAUUAUGGUUAUGGAAUAUAUAUCCGGCGGUGAACUUUUUGAAAGAGUAGUUGCUGACGAUUUUACUCUGACGGAAAAAGACUGUAUUUUAUUCAUGAGACAGAUUUGCGAAGGUGUUGCCUAUAUGCAUUCGCAGAGCAUCGUACACUUGGACCUGAAACCGGAAAAUAUCAUGUGUCACACCAGGACAUCGCACGAAAUUAAGAUUAUUGAUUUUGGGUUGGCUCAAAAACUGAACCCUGACGUACCCGUGAGAGUUUUAUUUGGUACACCAGAAUUUAUACCUCCAGAAAUCAUUAACUACGAACCUAUUGGAGUUGAAUCGGACAUGUGGUCUUUAGGUGUCAUUUGCUAUGUACUACUGUCUGGAUUAUCACCGUUUAUGGGUGAUACUGAUUCAGAAACUUUCGCCAACAUCACCAGGGCCGACUACGAUUUCGACGAUGAAGCGUUCAACACGGUGUCCCAAGAUGCUAGAGAUUUUAUUGGAGCCCUUCUUGUAAAAAGAAAAGAUGACAGAAUAUCAGCAGAUCAAUGUUUGAGACAUGUCUGGCUUGAUCCGGAGAAUCACCAAGAGACAGUGGUUCUUUCCACUGACAAACUGAAGAAAUUCAUCAUCAGAAGAAAGUGGCAGAAAACUGGCAACGCCAUACGAGCUCUGGGCAGAAUGGCAACUCUGUCUGCCAGCAGACGCAACUCUGCCAACUCCAAUCCGACCACCCCUCGUACCUCGAUCUCUGGAGGGCUGGUACCGCGCAUGUCCAGCCUGGAGGAGGAACGCUUACUGAAAAAGAUCGAAAAUCACAAUUUCGAAAGCAUUAUUAAGGAUUCUUUUGACGAGAAUGACGAAAGCAGUCAUAGAGAGACUGUAGAUGAAAUUAGUGAAGAUAAUCAGAGUUCUGAAGGGUCAAAAAAUGUUGAAGAAGCUAAUGGUGACAUCAGUUUAGUAGGAAAAGAAGAUGUUUUAAUAGAAGAUGAAAAAAGAAUGGAAGUUAUUGAAGAAACGAGUUCUCCUAAAGAUAAUUCGUACUCAGACGGUAAUAAAUUGAUUACAAAACUAAAUAAAAUGAAACUUGAAGAAUCUGAAGACUUUUACCGUACAAAAAAAGAAGUCAAAGCUCGAGCUUGUAGCGAACGAAGCGACAGUGGUAUCAGCGACUGUUCUGUACACUUAACCAGCAGCAGUAGUACUUCUACACCUCUUCUAGGCAAAAAAUUCCCAAUAAACGAAGAAGGAGAACUCAGGGAUAGUUUUGAAGAGGAUAUUGAUAAUGGAAGCAAGUAUGUUUCUUCUGUUUCGAUCAGUUUGAAGAAUGGAGCUGGUAAAAAAGUAAAUGGAAUACUUUUGGAUGGUUUGGAGAAGAAGGAAGGCUUAAAAAUACAGGAUGGAACGAAUGGAGACAGUGUUAAGUCUUCUGGGAAGUUAGGUAAUAAAUUUGAGAGUUUCAAUGGUGCAGUUGGUAAAGGUAAACCCCAGCCUGCGUCAGAGAGCUUAAAAAGACUACCAAUCUACACCUCCCGCACUGUAGCCAACACCAUCAAGAAAUUCGACCACCAAAUCACCAAAACUUCACCACCACCUGAAGAAUCAUCUUCUCCAAUUAUUCUAGUAACCCAUUCACCACAAUUGUACAGAAAAAGCUCUAAUAUCAAAACCUUACCCCCUAAAUCCCCUGUUCUAAGCAGGAUCGGCCAGGAUCCUGCUAGAACCCCCAGAACUACCUCCAGACCACCAAAAAUAACUAUCAACGAAGAACCAACGAAGACUCGCCAAUCGAAGAUAGACCGCUUAGUGCAGAAAUUGGAGAAUAAGACUCAAAUUGAUGAUGGUGGUGAGUUGUUCAAAACAGGAAAACCCACUGUGAGGUAUCGCAGCCCUUCUCCAAGCCUGCUAAGAAAAACUCAGGCUGUGAUCAAUAAGGAACAAGCCAAUGAACUUUACAGGAACAAACAUCAGUUAGAGACGCCAAAAAAUGGUAGUCCUGACAGUCCAAAGUCUCCCAAAUUGAACAGGAGUAGGAACGACAGUUUUAGAAGAGCCGCAGCUUUUUGGAACAAUCCCAAAACCUAACCUAACAAAGUUACCUCUCGGAAAUCUGUACUGAUCUGUGACGUCACCCCGGCCUUUUUAUGCUGACGUCGCUGACUCGAUGACAGCGCCCUCUGUCGAGUGGUGUAAAGAUAAAGUGACUUAACUUAGUUUGUAGCCUAUAUUUAUUAUUGAGUAUAGAGAUAUAUUUUAUUUUUGUGUUGACCUCUGCUAGUGAUCCUAGUGGUAAUCAGUUGUUAUGUCUCGAGAACUAUAUAUUUUUAUUGAGAGAUUAUAUGUGCGAGUUACGAAAUAAAAAAUCUAUUUUAAAUAAA
This is a messenger RNA of Sitophilus oryzae (rice weevil), 40318 nucleotides long. RefSeq names its product titin-like. Gene Ontology annotation, molecular function: protein kinase activity; ATP binding; protein binding. The record is from RefSeq and is a predicted model, not a curated record. Gene Ontology annotation, biological process: protein phosphorylation; intein-mediated protein splicing. NCBI's taxonomy places the organism in Eukaryota, Metazoa, Arthropoda, Insecta, Coleoptera, Curculionidae.